Molecule: messenger RNA, 255 nt
Organism: Meloidogyne enterolobii
Lineage: Eukaryota; Metazoa; Nematoda; Chromadorea; Rhabditida; Meloidogynidae
Source: the annotation of a GenBank genome assembly
AUGUCAUUAUCUUCCUUAUCUUCCUUUGUACAUUCAUAUCCACCAAACAAUACUUCCCCAAACUUUCACAAUAAUUCGGAAAAUUUAAACACAAAUUCCCAAUUAAUUCAAGAAUCUAAUCAGGAAGAAAAAAUAAAAAAGAAUUCGAGUGAAAAAAGGAAUCCAAAAUCAUUUUUUUCCGACUGCGCGGUUUGUGGCCAACAAGCUAGGUGUCACAAUUUUGGAGUUAAAUGUUGCCAUGGUAAUUUGAUUUGA